This is a messenger RNA of Aureobasidium vineae, 750 nucleotides long. The record is from the annotation of a GenBank genome assembly. Lineage: Eukaryota; Fungi; Ascomycota; Dothideomycetes; Dothideales; Saccotheciaceae.
AUGGCGCAACCAGCAGCGCCCAACAACCCUUUCAUCAAACAACUAGUCCACAAUGACCGUCAAGUCCGCGACAAAGCCGUAGCCUCCNUGCGCACAUUUCUCUCCCGCAGCACCNCCUUCACCUCGCUCGACUUCUUAAAACUCUGGAAAGGCCUCUUCUACUGCAUGUGGUCCUGCGACAAGCCCGCACCCCAACGCCGCCUCGCCCUCGAUCUCUCCGCUCUUGUAUCCCUGCUCUCCACACGCGCAAACUUCAUCGGCUUCAUGCGCGCAUUCUGGCAAACAAUCGCUCGCGAAUACACCGGCAUCGACUCACUACGCAUGGAUAAAUUCCUGUUUAUGAUAAGAAGCUACGUCAAUGCUGGAUUCGCCUAUUGUGCAAAGAAUAACUGGAAAGAUGUGGAUACCAGAAAGGAGUAUUUGGAUUUGUUGAGGGAGGUUCCGUUGAAUCCUAGGGAUCCCAAGGUGCCGAAUGGAUUGAAGUAUCAUGUUAUUGAUGUCUAUGUUGAUGAGUUGGAAAAGGCGGGGGAUGACAAGGCGCCGUAUGAGGAGGUUCUGGCUCCGUUGGUUGAGUUGGGGGAGAAGGCUGUGCUGAAGAGUGUGAGGAAGAAGGUUGAGGAGGCUUUGGAUGAUGGAAGAGCAAAGGAAUGGUUGGGUAUCGAGGAGGAUGAUGAGGAGUUGAGUGAGGCUGAGGAAGAGGUUGACGAUGAGGAAGAUGAGGAUGAAGAGUUUGGCGGCUUUGACGAUUGA